Nerophis lumbriciformis (worm pipefish) is the source of this 606-nucleotide messenger RNA. NCBI's taxonomy places the organism in Eukaryota, Metazoa, Chordata, Actinopteri, Syngnathiformes, Syngnathidae. The record is from RefSeq and is a predicted model, not a curated record.
AUGGCGGACGGCAGGCAGCGAGCCAUGUCGGCGUCGGGGGAGAGUCUGUACGCGCUCCUGGGCUUGGAACAAGGUUGCAGUCACGAUGAAGUCAAGAAGACGUACAGGAAGCUGGCAUUGCGUUACCACCCAGACAAGAAUCCGGACAACCCCGAGGCAGCGGAGAAGUUCAAGGAGGUGAACGCGGCCCACGCCGUCCUGUCCGACCCCGGCAAGAGGAACAUCUACGACGCUUACGGCUCGCUUGGGCUCUAUGUGGCGCAGCAGUUCGGCGACGAUAACGUUAACGCCUACUUCGCUCUCACCACCUGGUGGGCCAAGGGUUUAUUUGUUCUGUGCGGGCUGCUGACGGGAUUUUACUGCUGCUGCUGCUUGUGUUGCUGCUGCGACUGCUGCUGCGGACGCCUCAAGGCCCCGUCCCCUGCCGACCAGGACGCGGAGACUCCUUACGACGACCUGCAAGAUGACGAUGUGGACGAGGAGGAGGACUUGCAGCAUCGGACCCAUGAUGCGAGCGUGCCAGUCGUUCAGCAGCCGUCCAAUGCCAGCGAGAAAACUCAACUCAUCUCGGAUGGACGGCGCAGAUACGGAGACACAUACGCAUGA